AUGCGCGAGAUCAGCAACCCGACGACAAACAUUCACUUUGUAGGACAAGUGCUCACCUUGACUCAAGAGGACGCGAGUACUUGGAUCUGGACGGGCGAGUUUGAAUCCUUCAAUGCCAUCGAUGGCGGCGAUGCUGCAAACACGUCGGCGUCAAGAAAGUCGACCCUUAUUGAGCUAUCUGCUCAGGUCACUCAGGCGGUCAAGGCCACCUUAGCACCGCAACUAUCCGAUCCGACGUGCUUCGUUUGGAAAUUCAAGUCUGGCUCACUUUCCUCGCUCACGGAAUUAAUGUGGGCUCGUGUCAAGGAGAACCAACACUUGAUACCAGUGCGGACACCUACCCCAACUUUCCCAUUGCGCGCAUCCGGUGGCGGUGAGUAUAUCUUCACGAGCGAAGAAGGGACAGCGGCCCUAGAGAUGGGGCCACAACAAGGAUGUGCCAAUUGCUUCUGCUGCGACGCAGAGGUCAGUCUGAAGAAGAUGCGAGACCACAUUGGUACGCACAUACUCGCGAAGAUGCUCUCACUACCGGAUCCGAGCCCAAAGAAGCUCAAAAUGCAGGUCGGCAAAUCACCAUGCGGCUUCUGCGGCCGGACAGGAACCUGCAAAAUAGGUCUCCGAAAAACGAGGAAUGCUCUUCGAGCCGAGUCAGACUGUCGCCUCUUCAGUCAGUUCAACAUCGCCUCGGCAGCGGUCUCAACCAAAUCGGGUCCAAGCACAAAUCGCCCUGUGAUAUGCAAGAUCUGUGAAGCGAACCGCCCGCCACAGCGGGGCAAUAAUAUUGACGACGACAUCGUAUUCUGGUCAUACAAUAUGCAGGAACACUUAGCAGCAAAGCACCCGGAUGCUCCGAUUUCUGCCAAAGACGACAUCUCGGACUCCGUGUCACGCAAUGAACGCAUCUACUGUGGACUGGAAAAAGGUAAGCCCGACGCGAAAGAGAAAGGCGACUCGGAGGCGAAGGAGACGGCUGGGAAGGAGACGGCGGGGAAGGAGACGGCGGGGCAGUCCAGUGGGAAGGGGAAAGGGAAGAAACGAAUUGCAGAGCCGGCAGACGUGAGGCCAAAGAAGAAGGGGAGGAAAGAGUAG
This is a messenger RNA of Fomitopsis serialis, 1089 nucleotides long. RefSeq lists its product as uncharacterized. Lineage: Eukaryota; Fungi; Basidiomycota; Agaricomycetes; Polyporales; Fomitopsidaceae. Bases 1 to 1089 code for a protein of 362 amino acids. The transcript has 2 exons. The record is from RefSeq and is a predicted model, not a curated record.